Molecule: messenger RNA, 924 nt
Organism: Enterobius vermicularis (human pinworm)
Lineage: Eukaryota; Metazoa; Nematoda; Chromadorea; Rhabditida; Oxyuridae
Source: the annotation of a GenBank genome assembly
AUGGCACAGUUCCAGUUCCAGCAAGAAUGGUUUGAUAAUAGAUUGAACUUUGAACACCUCAGUGAGUUCCGGACAAUUGACUUUAUCAACGUUGCUAGGGAUCAACAGUUAUGGAUUCCUGAUACAUUUUUUCAAAAUGAACGAGAUGGUUGGUAUCAUAUGCUCGAUCAGGAAAACAAGUUCAUUCGGGUUCGCUCAGAUGGUAAAGUAUUUUAUAACAGAAGAUUAACGUUAAUAUUAUCCUGCGUUAUGGAUCUUUUGCGAUAUCCGAUGGAUGUUCAACACUGCGUUAUUGAUUUUGCUAGUUAUGCUUAUACUACUGAGGACAUCAUUUACGUAUGGGACGAAGUGGGAAUUACCAUCGAUAAAAAUGCUAACGGAGAUUUGCCAAACUUUGAAAUCACCUCAUACAAUAUGUCAAAAUGUGAUAGCAUCACUAAUACUGGGACCUACAGCUGUCUUUCACUUCAAAUUGAACUAAGUCGGGUGUUUUCGUUUUUUCUUCUACAGUUAUAUUUGCCAUCUGGUAUGCUUGUCGGGGUUUCUUGGGUGUCCUACUGGAUUGACUGGAAGAGUACCGCCGCACGUGUACCACUUGCUAUUAUCACUCUUUUAACAAUGAUCGCUCAAGCUCAUGCUGUGAAUAAAAAUUUACCUCCUGUAAGUUACACAAAAGCGAUAGACGUUUGGAUUGGCGCAUGUGUUGUGUUUAUAUUUGCAUCACUAAUUGAAUAUGCAGUUGUCAAUUAUAUGGGAAUUCUUGAUGAACAUAGGCAAAUGAGAAAAAUUGCUGCAAAUCGACGGCGUCUGUCAACGAUGAUUAAUGCUGAAAAUGUGGUUGAAGAAACGCAUCGAACUGUUGCUGACAGUAAUAGUCAGUGUUGGUCUGUUGAUAAAGCAGUAAGAUUUUACUUACAUUUAUAA